Molecule: messenger RNA, 6858 nt
Organism: Oncorhynchus gorbuscha (pink salmon)
Lineage: Eukaryota; Metazoa; Chordata; Actinopteri; Salmoniformes; Salmonidae
Product: mitogen-activated protein kinase kinase kinase kinase 4-like
Biological process (GO): protein phosphorylation
Molecular function (GO): protein kinase activity; ATP binding
Source: RefSeq, a predicted model, not a curated record
UUCUGUGCGAUUAGAGGCCUGCCUCGCCUUUUCUCUCGCACCUAUUCUUUACAGACAUCCUUCGUUUCACAUGAAAAAAACGUUAUUCUUAUUUUUUGAGGGGCCGUUGACUAGAUGAGACAGAGAAGAAGAUGAAUAGUUUUGUGUCUCUAUUUCUUGACUGAAUAAUCACCCACUCCCCGGUUAUUGCAUCAGGGCCCCUGCCCCUCCUCUGAUUCCCGACCGGCUUCCUGUGUUUGUGCGGUUCUCACUGGCCAGGGAGCGAGGAGGAGCAGAACUGGGAGUUGAGCGAGUGAAGGGCCGAGCUGCCACCUCAACAUGGAGUAGCCUAGUGUCCUCGACAACAGUAGCGGACCAUAAAGAGGAAUACUCAAGGGGUUAUUUUUCUACAAGGAGGCAGCGCAAAUGAUACCACGUCAAAGAUUCCACAACGCGAAGGAAGGAUCGGUUUAUAUUUAAAAGAUGGCGAACGACUCUCCGGCUAAAAGUCUGGUCGAAAUAGACCUGGCUUCAUUGCGGGAUCCAGCAGGGAUUUUUGAAUUGGUGGAAGUGGUCGGCAAUGGCACCUAUGGACAAGUAUACAAGGGGAGACAUGUCAAAACUGGACAGCUGGCAGCCAUCAAGGUCAUGGACGUCACAGAGGACGAGGAGGAGGAAAUCAAACUGGAGAUCAAUAUGCUCAAGAAGUAUUCCCAUCACAGGAACAUUGCCACAUACUACGGUGCUUUUAUCAAGAAGAGUCCCCCAGGGCAUGAUGACCAACUGUGGCUGGUGAUGGAGUUCUGUGGGGCGGGCUCCAUCACAGACCUGGUGAAGAACACUAAAGGAAACCAGCUCAAGGAGGACUGGAUCGCCUACAUCUCCAGAGAAAUCCUCCGGGGACUGGCCCACCUGCACGCCCACCAUGUCAUCCACCGUGACAUCAAGGGACAGAACGUCCUGCUCACAGAGAACGCAGAGGUCAAGCUUGUGGACUUUGGCGUGAGCGCCCAGUUGGACCGGACAGUGGGGAGGAGGAAUACAUUCAUCGGGACUCCCUAUUGGAUGGCGCCCGAGGUCAUCGCCUGUGACGAGAACCCUGAGGCCACCUACGACUACAGAAGUGACUUGUGGUCAACUGGAAUCACUGCCAUCGAAAUGGCCGAAGGAGCUCCUCCGCUGUGCGAUAUGCAUCCGAUGCGAGCACUCUUCCUCAUCCCAAGGAACCCUCCCCCGCGACUCAAGUCCAAGAAGUGGUCUAAGAAGUUUUGCAGCUUCAUCGAGGGCUCCCUGGUGAAGAACUACAACCAGCGCCCCCCCACCGAGCAGCUGCUCAAGCACCCCUUCAUCAGGGACCAGCCCAACGAGAGACAGGUCCGCAUCCAGCUCAAAGACCACAUCGACCGCACCAAGAAGAAGAGGGGGGAGAAAGACGAGACUGAAUAUGAGUACAGCGGGAGUGAGGAGGAAGAGGAGGAUGCUGGAGAGCAAGAGGGAGAGCCUAGCUCCAUAGUGAACAUGCCGGGUGAGUCGACGCUUCGUAAGGACUUCAUCCGGCUGCAGCAGGAGAACAAGGAGCGCUCGGAGGCGCUGCGCCGACAGCAGCUCCUGCAGGAACAGCAGCUCCGUGAGCAGGAGGAGUACAAGCGCCAACUACUGGCCGAGAGGCAGAAACGCAUUGAGCAACAGAAGGAGCAGAGGAGGCGGCUGGAGGAGCAACAGCGGCGCGAGCGCGAGAUGAGGAGGCAGCAGGAGCGUGAGCAGCGCCGCCGCGAGCAGGAGGAGAAGAGGCGCAUGGAGGAGAUGGAACGACGGCGGAAAGAGGACGACGAGCGCCGGAGGGCGGAGGAGGAGAAGAGGAGGAGCGACCGUGAGCAGGAGUACAUUCGUCGGCAGCUGGAGGAGGAGCAGAGGCACCUGGAGAUCCUGCAGCAGCAGCUGCUCCAUGAACAGGCCAUGCUCCUGGCCGACGAGCGCUUCCGAAAGAACAUUCAGGGCUCCCCCCAGACCGCCCCACCCACCAAGCAGCCCCCCGUGCCCCCCCGCUCUGAACCCUUCUCUAACGGCAGCUCCUCCUCCGAGUCUGUCCCGCCUGCCAUGCACCGGCCCAUGGAACCACAGGUCCAGUGGUCCCACCUGGCCGCUCUUAAGAGCAGCAGCGCCGCCCCGCCCCCCGUCGUGUCUCGCUCCCAUUCCUUCAGUGAACCCGCGGUUCCUAGUUUUGCACAUCUCCAUCUGCGCUCCCAGGAGCCCCACAACCACCACCAUCACCCCUCUGCUGCUGCACGCACUGACCCCCAGCCCCCCGCCUCGGGCCCCAGCGACGAGGUGCCCCCCAGGGUUCCAGUGAGGACAACGUCCAGGUCCCCUGUGUUGUCACGCAGAGACUCUCCUCUCCAGGCCUCUGCCCCGCCUAGCAACCAGGCAGUACAGCGGAACGCCGGCAGUAACGCGGAGCCACGUCUGCUGUGGGACCGAGUGGAGAAGCUGGUUCCCAGGCCCGGCAGUGGCAGCUCCUCUGGCUCCUCCAGCUCCCAGGCCGGCUCAGGGGAGAGGUUCAGAGCACGCUCAUCGUCUAAGUCUGAGGGCUCCCCACUGCAACGCCCCGACAACGCUGCCAAGAAGCCUGACGACAAGAAGGACUUUGCCCGACCCAACCGGCCAGCCGGUGACGUGGACCUGACGGCCCUGGCCAAAGAGCUGCGGGCGGUGGAGGAUGUGCGUCCUCCCAACAAGGUGACAGACUACUCCUCCUCCAGCGAGGAGUCAGGCACCACCGACGAAGACGAUGAUGAAGAAGUGGACCAGGACGCAGCAGACGAGUCCACCUCGGGAGCAGAAGAUACCAGGGCCGGGAGAGGUCUGAGUAACGGAGAGACUGCAUCCCUGAAGACCUUACUGGCCCACGACGACUCCGAGAACGACCUCACCACACCCUCCAAGGAUGGCACCUUGGUCAUCAGACAGAGCGCGGGCGACAAAAAGCGCCCGGCGGUCAAUGUCUCUUCAUCCUCCUCCGGUCCCAGUGUGGCUCACGGUCAAGCCGUUCAAGCACAUCCUCCUCCCGGUCCCGGUAACGGUCACCAGGAGAAAAACGGCUUUGCCGGCCGCAUUCACCUGCUGCCAGACCUUAUUCAGCAAAGCCACCACUCCCCCACCUCUUCCUCCUCCACCUCUUCUUCCAUCUCCAUCUCCCCCUCCUCCAGCCAUGUCAGCCCAGCCAUGUCCCCCCAGACCCCUCUGGACAAGCUCACUGCCAUCGAGACCCACUCGGCCAGCAACACCAUGCAGAAACACAAGUCUUCCUCCUCCUUCACCCCCUUCAUCGACCCGCGCCUCCUGCAGGUCUCCCCCUCCAGCGGCAGCUCCCUCAACAACAUGGCGGCCAUCGGGAACGACGGGCGGCUGGUGGACGCCCUGAGGGCUGACCCGUCACGUAAGGGCUCCGUGGUCAAUGUGAACCCGGUCAACACACGCCCCCAGAGCGACACGCCCGAGAUCCGCAAGUAAAAGAGGUUCAACUCUGAGAUCCUGUGUGCUGCACUAUGGGGUGUCAACCUGCUGGUGGGGACAGAGAGUGGUCUGAUGCUGCUGGACCGUAGCGGUCAGGGGAAGGUCUACCCCCUCAUCAGCCGACGGCGCAUCCAGCAGAUGGACGUCCUGGAGGGACUCAACGUCCUGGUCACUAUAUCAGGGAAGAAGAAUAAGUUGCGUGUGUACUACCUGUCCUGGCUGAGGAACAAGAUACUCCACAACGACCCCGAGGUGGAGAAGAAGCAGGGCUGGGUCACUGUAGGAGAGCUGGAGGGCUGCGUACACUACAAAGUCGUGAAAUAUGAGAGGAUCAAGUUCUUGGUCCUUGCCUUGAAGAACUCCGUGGAGGUCUAUGCGUGGGCCCCCAAGCCGUACCACAAGUUCAUGGCCUUCAAGUCGUUUGGUGACCUGGUGCACAAGCCCCUGCUGGUUGACCUGACGGUGGAGGAGGGUCAGAGGUUAAAGGUCAUCUACGGCUCCAGCAACGGCUUCCACGCCGUGGACGUGGACUCUGGGGCGGUUUACGACAUCUACCUGCCCACACACAUCCAGACCAAUAUCCAGUCCCAUGCCAUCAUCAUCCUGCCCAACACGGAUGGUAUUGAGCUGCUGGUGUGUUACGAGGACGAGGGUGUCUACGUUAACACCUAUGGACGCAUCACCAAAGACGUGGUGCUACAGUGGGGCGAGAUGCCCACCUCAGUGGCCUACAUUAGGUCCAACCAGAUCAUGGGCUGGGGGGAGAAGGCCAUAGAGAUCAGGUCUGUGGAGACAGGACACCUGGACGGGGUCUUCAUGCACAAGAGAGCCCAGAGACUCAAGUUCCUGUGUGAGAGGAAUGACAAGGUGUUCUUUGCGUCGGUGCGCUCUGGAGGUUCCAGCCAGGUCUACUUCAUGACCCUGGGCCGUACCUCUCUGCUUAGCUGGUAGUGUACACACACACACCACCCAGCAGCAUGAAGACAGCACCCCUCGGUUUAUUACCACCAUAAUGAUGACUCAUGACGAUCUUGAACUUGACGUACAACUGGAGUAUCGAGCUUCACUGAGCUCUGAGGCGGCGCGAUACCUAAAUAUCACCGGUUUCAAAUAAGAAAAGACAAUUGCAUGAUAAACGGACUGAAAUCAUGAAUGGGAGGCCACGGGGUCUCUAUAGGCUGAUGGGACUGUGUUUGUUUGUCAGUUGGUAGUGCUGUCAUCAUGCCCAUUGGCUACUCUGCUCUGACAACGGACGUCAUCAGCUUUUCUGGGUUCCUGCCCCCAAACCCUACUAGAGCCUCCCCUUACCUCCUGCACCAGUGGGAGUAGGGAUCUGAGCCCGACUUAUUCAAAACACUAGUAGAUGUUAAUGUGUGUCUAUUGGGAAAAAAAGAGAGGGGGGUGUGUUGUGUGACAGAGGAGGAUGGAAAAGGAUGAAAGAGACUGUUGCAGAGGAAGGGAAGCUUAUAGCACCAGACAGGUGAAAGGUCAUACAGUAGUUUGUUAUUGUGUUUAGUCCAGGUCAUGUUCAGGUCAACCUCUUGUGUUGAGUUUCUUAGAUCAGUUCCUCGGACUGACAUGCCGUUGCCACCACAUGGGUACAUUUUCAAAUGGGUCGUGCUUGACAUUGAAAAUGUAACUUUUGUCUCUCUUUCACUCCGGCCUUCCUCUUGAUAAAGGUUCAAACAGGGUUAAAGUGUGGAGAGAAGUUUCAUCAAAGAUGUCGACUUAACCCUUAAUAGGACACUGCAACCUUAUAGGGGCCUUUCCAGUCCCAUAUACUCCUGAGGGUCUUUUCCAGCCUCCCUCAACUUUAACGUGCCACAUUGCCUCUCCUUGGUCGUGUUGGGUAAACUGUGAAUGGGUUGAUAUGUACAGUAGACUCUAGAGAACCGUCUUGGUCAUGAGUCAUGACUUUGACCCACCAUUUGGUAGCAUGAUGACCAGGGUAUUCAAUGGAACAAGUGUCAAGAUUAAAUAUACCUUAAAGAUUUGUAGAUGAAGAUUUAAAAUCCAUAACAUAUCCAAAUGUAUCAGCAAACACAGGUUCGAUUUGUUUUUCAUUUUAAUGGGCCCCUCCACUGAAUUCAGGUUUACAUUUGUUGCUACUUGUACAAUCUGUUGUGACAAAUGCUUUAGGUUUUGCUCAUAACUCCUACAGGAAAUGUAUCAAAAUCUGACAUUUGAGUGAGAUUUGAAUUAUUCCAUGUAAAACCUAUUAUGAAGCAGCAUGGUCCCCAUUUUGAUACAUUUGUGAAAUUGUUGUAUUUCCAUGUUGGACUCUUUAAUACCAACAGACCACCAUAGCCUGGUAGCUUCACCCCCUCAGCUUGUCUGCAUUAUUUUAGUAUCUUGACUCUGAGGGCAGAAGGGGACAUUUUGUUUUGUACAGUCUGUCCCAGUCCAGGCAGUAGUAUGCUAUGGAUUGAAGCAACACGACAACAACCUAGAAGCCUUUCCAAACCCCAGCAGCUCCUGGUUUUAAUUGUUUUGUUUUCCUUUUGCCCCUUGAUCCAACAAGUGAAAAAUGGGACUGCACUUGUUUGUCCUAAUGUUUCUUGGUUAGCCUGGGUGCCAGUCUGAAGCAGCAGCAAGGAGCUAGACUGGCACCCUGGUUAGAUUCUUUGUAUGGACAAACUUUUUUUCAAGAAUGGAAAUCAUAAUGUCUCUGUCACAUGUCCCUCCAAAGCUUGACCCUCUUACAGUGGACAGUCACAUCCUGUUUGGGUGUGAUGAUUCCAGGCCUCUAAGGAACGCAACGCUGUAAGAAUAUAGAAAUGAGAUGCUUUCUCCUCUGCAAAUCUGUGAAACGCGGUGCCAUGCCAAGAUGGCAUAAGUCACACAUUUUAAGUGUUACAAACCACUACAGAAAGUAUCGAUUUACAUUUUUAACUCCUUAGUUUGUUUCUGUCAUUUUUAUUACCCUUAAAAUGAUGCGGCUGCAGUGGUUUAUAAAGGUUAAUGCACACAUUAUGUUAAAAUGUUUACAGAGGCAAUGUUUUGUUAAACCGAUGUGCAUCAAUAUAAAUAUUUAUGUUUUAUUUUAGGGCAAUAAUCCCUUUUUUUUAGCUUUGUAUCAUUUGGAGGUUCAUGUACAGGAAUAACCCUCGACCUCUGUUCAUUCACUUUUCAAAAAUGACAAAAUUCUGAGUUUAAAUCACUGAUUUUCCUGGAUAACACAGCAGUGUGCCCUUGGCUGUGGCAACGUUGCAGCAACACAGUGACAAGGUUCUCUGCUGCCCAGGUGACAUGUUUUCCUCAAGUGUUUCUACCAUGCUACUCUAAUUUAUGUCCUCUGUGUAUUAUGGGAAUUGUUGUAUUUUCCUCAAGGUCUUUUUUCCAUUGAAUAAAAUCCUAAGUAAUUUA